This is a messenger RNA of Linum trigynum, 3529 nucleotides long. NCBI's taxonomy places the organism in Eukaryota, Viridiplantae, Streptophyta, Magnoliopsida, Malpighiales, Linaceae. The record is from the annotation of a GenBank genome assembly.
UAUUAACUUAGAGAUAAAAUAAAAUACCCGUACGGAUUUUAUAAGGUAUGAAACUAAAUUAGAUCCCAAUUAGUAUUUCACCUCACCAAAACUAGGGUUAAUAUUUUCGUAUGACUUGAACUUUGACCAAAAUAAAUAUCCUGACCAAUCUUUUCGAUCUAUAACAUCCUGGCCCGAACUAUACACCAAAAUAAACAAUUUGGCCAGAUCCGACUUUUGCCCGUUAACUUGGACGGUCAAACGCGUUGACUGUUAGUCAACGCGCUAUGUCACUGCCAAGUUAGCAUAAAAUAUUUAAAAUAAUUCACAAUUUCAACACAUUUCGUAAUUUUAAAUUAUUAUAAAUUAAAAAAUCAUCUAAUACCUUAGUUAAACCAAAAAUGAAAAAUGAGAAAAUUAAAUAUUUAUCAGAUCUUCUGACUUGGCAGUGACGUGACGCGUUGACUGUCCAAGUUAACGGUCAAACAUCAGGUUUGACCAAAUUGUUUAUUUUGGUGUAUAGUUCGGGCCAAGAUGUUAUAAAUCGUAAAAUUUGAUCAGGAUGUUUAUUUUGGUCAAAGUUCAGAUCAUACGAAAAUAUUAACCCAAAACUAUUAUCGAUUUCGCAAAAUUUUACGAACUGACAUUUGGACCGUACUUUCUAAUUCCUAUCUUGGUACGGUCGAGUUCGUAACUGGACCGAACAAUUUGCACGCCUAGGUUUAGGCGUUUAGCCAUCUGAUCUGCCCGCAAGCAAAAAACCCUACGCUAAUGAAAAGCGCACCUUCUGGACGGUCUACUUUCCCCCCCGCUGCUUCCUGUUCCAAUACAAACGAAAGCGGCGGCUCCACUCCGGCCUGCCGCUCAUAAUCGUCCUUCCUCCUCUCACUUCCUUGGCAUCACUAUCGCCAUUGAAGGAUAGAUAGCUAAAGAAACCCUUUUCUCCAUUUCUUCUGAUAUAUAUUUUAAGUCGUUUCGACAUUUGCUCUACGGUGCUAUAACGAUCCCUGCCCCGUUUCUCCCUACUUCAUCGGCGACAGUAUCGGAAGGCGCAGAACGUGUAGAAAUGUUUGCUUUCGUUCCUCUGUCAGGCUGAGGCCAGCUGCUGCUUUAUUGCUUCAAUCCGUUGGAAAUCAGAUACCCAUCGAAACCCUAAUCGGUUGAUAGGGUUCCUUUCACUGUCUCUGUUACGAGGUACAUAAUUUCCUUGAUUGCGUCACUAUUAAAUCUAAUCAGAAGUUUAUUAACUAGAAUGCAACCAAUAUUUCUCUUUGGUUUUGGGUUAUGAUGGAUUUUGUUUUGUUUUCCAGAGAUUGUUCUGUUUUGUUGUCAGAUUUCUACUUGGUUGAAUCUUUGGGUUUUGUUUGUUCAAAGCCUCAAAGGUAAAGUGAUAGCCUUUCCAAUGAACUAGAGGCUUAGUUAUAUGAUAUAGUGUUCGUAUUCCAUGUAUCCUCUUUCAGUGUUUUAGUAGCUGAGUUUCUUCAGUGGCCUUUUGUGAACAAACUGCAACUCAUUCAUUUAGGAAUCUACUUGUUUUUCACUCGAACCAAGCAAGUGCUAUCUGCUUGUUUAAUUCGUCACCUGGUCACCUGUUUCCUUUUCUUUUGAACUUGAAUCGAUUCUAAGUGAUCUAUCUUUGCAAUGAAGGUUCAAAUUGAUGAAUCCUUCAAUUCUCUCUGACGGACUAUGCUAUGUGUUUGGUGAACUAACUUAGCAUUAAUGGUAUACAAUGUCGGUUGUCCUAUGAAGUGGUUUGAUAACAUGUAGAAGUUUGCUAUUCAACUUUGUAGUUUAUAAGUCUGGGUUCCCUUGUUGGAUGAUAAUCUGUGCUUCAUUAAGCAGUCAUUCUGCUCCUGAUGAGAAAAUUGGCGGUCUUCGUCUCUUUUGCUAAAGUGUGGUAAUGAGCGGGUUCUUUUUUCUGCCUGCAGAUUCUUGACUAUUUCAGAGGCAAAAGCAUCAAGCUUAGUUGUUUUGGUUUAAGAAUGGGGGAUUCCGAGAAUGUCCUUCCACCUUCAAAGAAGAGAGCUGCAGGUAGAGAGAUAUCGAAGGAAGACCCUGGCCUUGAUGAUGAUGAAGAUUUGUCUGAAAUGGAGGCUGGAACUUUCAAGAAGGCAAGUGAUGAGGUGCUGGCCACCAGAAGAAUCGUGAAAGUUCGCCGCAGUCAAUUGACGGUAGCCCCAAAACUCCCCGCAUCUAAUCCAUUUGCUGGAAUUCGUUUGGUUCCACCAAGUGAUCCAACUCCAGCCCCUCAUUCGGUAGCAACUGUGGAAGUAACUUCCAAUGAGAAAGUUGAGAAUGACAUUAAAGGUGGUGCUUGUGAUGUAACCAAGGAAGAGAAAGAUGCUUCUAAUGGGAAGCAAGUAGAAAGCAGUGCAAGUGUGUCGGUGGUUGAGUCUGCAGGUGACAAGGAGAGCACUGACAAUAAUAUUACAACUGAGACUGUUGGUGAAGUGGCUGAGAAACCAUUAGAAGAUAAAACUGAGAGUGAUAAGAUGGGCGAAGCCAUUAAGUCUGCGGAAGAAAAGGCUGAAUGGGGUGGCGGAGCUCAAGACAAAGGCAAGGAUGUCAGUGAGACUGAUAAAGCUGAAGAUGUUGAAGGGAAGGAAACAUCAAGGGAUAGUAAAGCUGAGAAUGAUGAAAAGAAUGACAAGAGUAGUGAAAGUGCAGACCCUAGUGGUGAAGGUAUCGCACUGAGUUCAUUUCAGCAGCUUUCAAGUAGCACAAACGCUUUCACUGGCCUAGCUGGAACAGGAUUUUCCAGCUCGUCGUCGUUCUCCUUUGUCUCAAUCCCAAAAGACGGGUCUCCAUUUGCUAGUGGUGCUGGUUCCUUAUUUGGGCAGAAAAGUGACCAGCCUUCUUUUGGGUUUGGCCUCCCUACAAAUGGAAAUUCAUCACUCUUUAACUCUUCAGGCUCUUCUUCUGUUGCCACCAAGAGUGAAGGAAGCAGCUUCCCAUCUAUGCCGGAGGUUCCAGUCGAGACUGGAGAAGAGAACGAAAGGGCAGUUUUCUCUUCCGAUUCUGUGUUGUUUGAGUUCCUUGAUGGUUCUUGGAAGGAGCGGGGGAAAGGAGAAGUGAAGGUGAAUGUCCCUACCAGUGGAACAGAGAAAGCUAGGCUUCUGAUGAGGUCUAAGGGUAACUUGCGGCUGAUCUUGAAUGCUAAUCUUUUCUCUGAUAUGAAGCUCGCGAACAUGGAAAAGCGAGGCAUCACUUUUGCUUGCAUCAAUAGCAUUGGGGAAGGUAAGGAGGCGCUUUCAACCUUUGCCCUGAAGUUCAAGGACGGCUCAAUUGUUGAAGAUUUUCGUGCAGCUGUCACACAACACAAAGAUCACAACGACCCCGCGGCAGUUCUGAAGACACCAGAGAACUCACCCUAGGCGAGUGGAAAUGAUCCCCCUCCCCCCUCAUUAUGUUUUUAUAUGGUUCCUGCCUGCCCGAUCAUGCAGUGGUCUGUUUGUAUUAGCUGUGUUAUGGUUUUGUGUUCGCCCGAAUCGCAUAAACCCUAUACAGUGGAGAGAGUCCCCCCAUUUUCGUGGUUCGAUUUCAAUGUAGU